Molecule: messenger RNA, 924 nt
Organism: Gryllus bimaculatus (two-spotted cricket)
Lineage: Eukaryota; Metazoa; Arthropoda; Insecta; Orthoptera; Gryllidae
Source: the annotation of a GenBank genome assembly
AUGCCGCGGCCGCUGCGGGAGUCCCGCUGCUCCGCCGCCGAGGCAUUUUUUGACGAGCCGCGCCGCUUGCGCACCUACGCACGCAGCGAGCGCGCCCGCGAGGGGCGCUUAUUCGACGACGGGGCGAACAACACAAGCGCCUUCCCAAAUAACGCCAACGGAUUGGAGGGCGGUGUGAACAAAUUAACGCGCGCGCGGGGCGGGCGGCGGCAGGCGGCCGGCUUCUCCCAAACACCGCGACAGCCCGGUAAACAGCCGCCGCGCCGCCUCGGCGACGCCGUUUUUUCAGCGCGCUUGGCAGCUCCUGUGCGCCUGCGGGGCGGCGGCGAGUGGCCUGGGCACACGCUGGGAGCGGGCGGCGGGCGCGGCCGGGGCCGCCGCCAGGAAUUACGCCUAGGGCCUGCACGGGAAGCGGCGGCCGCCGCGGGCGGGCCGCACCGCACCGGCCCGGGCCUCGUCGAGUCGCGCCGCGCCGCGCCGCGCCGCUCCCACACAGCCGCCCCCGACAAGCCAGGGGUUGCUCCACAAAACUGCUUCAGCACCUCAACCCCCACUACCACAUCUCCGCAGCCCCCGUCGCCUGCUGGCCGCGUCGCCGCGCUCUCGCCGUGCGUGGUUGUCACGUCGCGGCACGUCGCGCCGGAGCGAAUUGUCUCCUCCCGCACUCCACUGGGCCCGGCCCGCCGCGUGACCGCCGGACGACCCGACCGGGCCUGGGCGGCGGCGGCGGCGGCCGGUGAGUUUCCUGGAGAGAGAAGAAUGCGCAUUGUAUGGCGGGUUCUCUUCGAUCAUGCAGUCGCCACCAAGGAAAGGAUAAUUGAAGAUAUCGGUGCCCUCUGCCCUUUCCUAUUCCCUAUUACCAAUCCCAUCCCUGGCGCCAGGUGCUCGGCUGAAACUUCGUUCGCGGGUGGUCCAUCACCGUGA